GAAAAAACAAAGUACCAAAACCUUCACAGUUUCAGUUCCAAUAAUGCUUCUCUUCCUUCUCUUCUUCCUCUUCUUUCUCUCUCCACCUUUACUUACUCUCUCUCUAAACCAAGACGGCCUAUUCCUCCUCCGCGCCAGGCAGCAGCUCUCCGACCCCAACAACUAUCUCACCACCUGGAACAGCGCCGACGCCACGCCGUGCCGGUGGAGCGGCGUCACCUGCAACAACCUCACCGGCGCCGUCACCGCCGUCAACCUCUCAUUCGCCGGCCUCUCCGGCCCCUUCCCCAGCUCCCUCUGCCGCCUCCAAUCUCUCACCUCUCUCUCCCUCUCCAACAACUACAUCAACUCCACCCUCCCCGCCGUCGCUAUCGCCGGCUUCCGCAGCCUCCGCCACCUCGACCUCUCCAUGAACAACCUCGUCGGACCCAUCCCCGACACCCUCUCCCAAAUCACCACCCUACGCAGCCUCGACCUCUCCUACAACAACUUCUCCGGCGACAUUCCGGCGAGCCUCGGCCAGCUCCCGCAACUCGAAUCUCUUCACAUCGUCUAUAACCUCCUCGAAGGAACUAUACCCAGUUCUCUUGGGAACAUCUCAACGUUAAAGGAGCUUCAACUCGCUUACAACCCGUUCACCCCGGGUCCAAUACCUAGUCAACUCGGUAACCUCACCAACCUCGAGAACCUGUGGCUCAGAGAAUGCAAUCUCGUGGGUCCCAUUCCAACCUCACUCGGUAACCUCGCUCGUCUCACCGUGCUUGAUCUCUCUGUGAACAACCUCACUGGAACAAUACCCGAAUCGUUUUCUGGGUUGAAGAGCGUGAUUCAGAUUGAGCUUUAUAGUAACUCGCUCUCUGGCGAGUUACCCGCUGGUUUUUCGAACCUGACCCGGUUGGAAAUGUUUGACGCGUCGAUGAACGAGUUGACUGGGACGAUUCCUGCUGAGUUGUGCGAGUUGCAGCUUGCGUCGCUCAACUUGUACCUUAACAAGCUUGAAGGGUCGUUGCCUGAAAGCAUAGCUCGUUCGGAGAAACUCUCUGAACUCAAAUUGUUCAACAACAACCUCGUUGGAACGUUGCCGAGUGAUUUGGGGAGUAACUCGCCGCUGGAGAUUAUUGAUAUUUCGUAUACUCAGUUUUCCGGCGAGAUUCCGGCGAACCUGUGCCGUCAAGGGAAGCUUGAGGUACUCAUUAUGAUUAAUGGUUCAUUUUCCGGGGAAAUUCCAGAGAGUCUUGGGAAUUGCAAGAGCUUAAGGAGGAUUCGGCUUAAGAACAAUAAGCUCUCUGGUGUGGUUCCUUAUGCUUUAUGGGGUUUGCCCCAUUUGUUUUAUCUUGAGCUUAUGGACAAUUCUCUAUCUGGGAACAUUUCUAAUGCUAUUUAUGGUGCAUAUAAUAUGUCAAGUUUGUUACUUUCGAAGAACAAGUUUUCUGGGUCGAUUCCUGAUGAAAUUGGGUUGUUGCAUAAUCUUGUGGAGUUUGAUGCCAGCCAUAAUAAUCUUUCUGGCCGGAUUCCGACGAGUGUGGUCAAAUUGAGCCAGUUGUUUAGUCUUGAUCUCGGUGACAAUCAACUUUCUGGAGAAAUUCCAGGUGGAAUUGGUCACUUGACUAAGCUCACUGACCUUAAUUUGGCAAAUAAUAGGUUUAAUGGCAAUAUUCCAAGCGAGUUAGGAAGCUUGACUGUGCUUAGUGUUCUUGAUCUUUCUUGCAACUACCUUUCCGGUGAAAUUCCUCUACAGCUGCAAAAUUUGAAGCUUGGUGAGCUGAAUUUGUCAAACAAUAAGCUUUCUGGAGAUAUUCCACCCCUUUAUGCCAAUGACAGGUAUAGGAUGAGUUUUGUAGGAAAUCCUGGCCUCUGUGGCCAUCUCUCUGGGCUUUGUCCAAGCUCUGGGGAGAGUAAGAGUAAGUACCGAAGGUAUUUGUGGAUUUUCCGUUCUAUAUUUGUGCUUGCUGGAGCUGUGUUCAUCGUUGGGAUGGCCUGGUUUUACUUGAAAUACAGGAACUUAAACAAGUUGAAAAAGGGGUUUAACAUUUCAAAGUGGAUGUCGUUUCAUAAGCUGGGCUUUAGUGAGCUUGAGAUUGUGAAAUUGAUGAGUGAAGACAAUGUAAUUGGAAGUGGGGCAUCUGGGAAGGUCUACAAGGUAGUGCUUAGCAAUGGUGAGGUGGUGGCAGUGAAGAAAUUGUGGGGAACUGUUGGUUCUAAAAAAGAUGAAUUUGAUGUUGAAGUUGAAACACUAGGAAAGAUUAGGCACAAGAAUAUUGUGAGGUUGUGGUGUUGCUGCAACAGUGGUGAUAACAAGCUACUGGUUUAUGAGUAUAUGCCAAAUGGGAGCCUUGGUGAUAUGUUAAAGAAUAGCAAGAAAAGCUUGUUGAAUUGGCCAACUAGGUGUAAAAUUGCUAUUGAUGCUGCUGAGGGGCUUUCUUAUUUGCAUCACGAUUGUGUCCCACCCAUUGUUCAUAGGGACAUAAAAUCUAACAAUAUAUUGCUGGAUGGAGAGUUUGUGGCAAAAGUUGCAGAUUUCGGAGUUGCCAAAAUUGUUGCAGGAGUCAACCAAGGGACAGAAUCCAUGUCUGUGAUUGCAGGAUCUUAUGGCUACAUUGCACCAGAAUAUGCAUAUACUCUUCGGGUGAACGAGAAGAGUGAUAUUUAUAGCUUUGGUGUGGUCAUUUUGGAGUUGGUAACUGGAAAACCCCCUAUUGAUGCAGAGUAUGGAGAAAAUAAUCUGGUAAAAUGGGUUUCCUCCACGUUGGAAAAAGAAGGACUGGACCAUGUGAUUGAUCCUAUUCUAGAUUCCAAAUAUAGUGAACAAAUCAGCAAGGUACUGAGUGUGGGGCUUCUUUGCACAAGCUCUCUUCCAAUAACACGCCCUUCAAUGAGAAAGGUGGUGAAAAUGCUUCAGGAGGCAACAACUGCUCCCGAAUCCACUAGUGUUAAGAGUGGAAAUCUUUCCCCUUAUUACAACGAUGGGGCCUCUUAUAAUCAGGGAAACGUAGUUUGAGAAAUGUGCUUAAAAAUAGACUCUUAGCUAUUACUUUUUCCAUAUGGCAUUGGUUCAUUUAGUACGUAUAAUCUUGUAGUCUAGUUAGCAACCUCUUCUGUUUAGGCGAUAGUUACUUGAAACAGCAAUUGUAAGAAAUGGUUAGGGACUAAGAAUUUUGAAUGAGGCUAUUGUCUCGAUCCUUAUAAAUCG
This is a messenger RNA of Gastrolobium bilobum, 3190 nucleotides long. RefSeq names its product receptor-like protein kinase HSL1. Bases 44 to 2998 code for a protein of 984 amino acids. The transcript has 2 exons. The record is from RefSeq and is a predicted model, not a curated record. Gene Ontology annotation, molecular function: protein binding; ATP binding; protein kinase activity. Gene Ontology annotation, cellular component: plasma membrane. Gene Ontology annotation, biological process: protein phosphorylation; hormone-mediated signaling pathway. Lineage: Eukaryota; Viridiplantae; Streptophyta; Magnoliopsida; Fabales; Fabaceae.